This is a messenger RNA of Acanthosepion pharaonis, 630 nucleotides long. The record is from the annotation of a GenBank genome assembly. NCBI's taxonomy places the organism in Eukaryota, Metazoa, Mollusca, Cephalopoda, Sepiida, Sepiidae.
AUGUUUUUGUCCGUUAGAGAGAUCACUCUCAAGUUUAAUUUGUGGCAUAAGGUCGUCGGCGGGGAGUCCAGGACAAGAAAGAAAGAAAUCAACGUAACAAUUGACGAAUACCAAGCGGGACCCUCACGGAUCGCCCGCCUUCUACUUUCCACCGCCAACCAUUUCCCCGACAAUUUCUUCCUUGCCUCCUCCCCAAACCCUACGCCCUUAACGGGCAGCAGCGACGAUGAUAUUAAAGUGCCGAUUUUGGGUACCCCUCUUUUUGCCCCGCCUUUUAUCUGUGCUUUACCUGACUUUCUUCUUCAUCGAUUUCGAAUGCUCUUCUCCCAAUAUUCAUUUACCAUUUUCUUUUAUUUUUAUUCUUUGCUUACGGCCGUAUCAUUCAAAUAUUUUCAUUCUUUCUUUUUUUUUCCUCCCUUUUUUUCUUCCUUUUACACACAAAAUAAAACACCCGACAUAUUUCGCCUCUCUCGCAGUCACUCUGUCUCUCCACAUUUACCUCCUUGUCUCCCUUUACUUCUUUCUCGUUUUUUUCAAAAUCCCCUUCCUUCUCUCUCUCUCUCUCUCUCUCUCUCUCUCUCUCUCUCUCUCUCUCUAUUUCAUUUUUUUCUCACUGUUGACCUUUUGUGA